This is a messenger RNA of Mya arenaria, 2075 nucleotides long. RefSeq lists its product as uncharacterized. The transcript has 6 exons. The record is from RefSeq and is a predicted model, not a curated record. Bases 374 to 1309 code for a protein of 311 amino acids. Gene Ontology annotation, molecular function: lysozyme activity. Lineage: Eukaryota; Metazoa; Mollusca; Bivalvia; Myida; Myidae. Gene Ontology annotation, biological process: peptidoglycan catabolic process; cell wall macromolecule catabolic process.
CAUUACGAUGACGAAAACGCGAUAAUACGACAGUACGAUGAUGAUAAUGCGACAUACUAUCGUGUUUUCACCAUCGCACUGUCACGUUUUCACCGUCGAAAUAUCGUGAUACCGCGUUUUCGUAUCGUGUAUCGUACUGUAACAUUAUCAUCAUCGUACUGUCGCUUUUUCGUUAUCAUAGUUUCGUGAUUUCGCGUUCUCAUCAUCGGCCUACCGAGUAUUGCGUUUCAGAUCAGCACAUUCACAGGCGAUGGCCUUAACGGAAUACCGUACAUAGCUGAGUUAAUUGUUCCUCUAUUGGAUUUAGAAGGGAAUAACUUAUAGAAACGAAUCAAUAUUUACAAGCUAUUUUGAAUGGGACGUGGAUCAUAACAUGGCGAUAUUACGGAAUAUAAUUGUCCUUGUGUGUUUUGCUCAUUUCUUUGUUCAGGGUGGAGCACAAGGCAACUUCGAUCUGAACGACAAUUACAAAUGGUCCGGUUAUAGCGAGAAGCCCUUCAAGUUUAGAAACUUCGAGGACACUGAGGACGCUGGUUAUCGUUACCGGAUAACCCAAAAUGGUCCAGAAUAUGGAAUACCAAUCGAUACGCCUGGCAGUAAGAAACCAUUCGAAGGUGCAUUCACUUCCAACGUUCCGACCACCUCUCUGCCUAGCAGCUCACCAAUGCAAAAGUUUGAGAGACAUUUCAAGAUAGAAGAAGGAGUUAAAGAUUCAGGCUACAUGGAAUUUGAGAAGAAGAACACAGUUGGUGUUCGUAAUCUGAAGGCCCAAAAUGUUCCAGAAUUUCGAAAACCAGUCGAUACGCCUGUCAGUAAGGAACAGACCCGUUCUAACGUGAAGACCUCUCUGCAUAGUUCACAGAUGCAAAGACUUGAGAGACAACUCCAUACAGACGAAGGAGAGAAACAUUCAAUCUACCUGGACACAAAGAAGAACCCAACAUUUGGUAUUGGUCAUAAGAUAACCCGAAAUGAUCCGGAGUAUGGAAAACCAGUCGGUACCACUGUGAGUGAGGAACGGGUGUACGCGGUAUUCAAAACUGACGUUGCGGAAGCUGUAAAGCAAACCCAGAGGUUAUAUGGCUCGAAAGGUCUGACCUGGCCAAGCGAAGUGCAGGAUAUUUUGGCCAACAUGGCCUUCAACAAUGGAAUAGGAAACCUAGAGGGGUUCAAGAAGAUGAAAACGGCUUUGGAUGACCGUAACUGGCAGAAGGCUGCAGAUGAAAUGGAAAAAAGUAAAUGGCACAAAGAUGAUCCGAAUAGAGUGGGUCGACUCGUGAAGAGGAUGCGAAAUGUGAAGGAGAAAUAACAACCCUGAGAAACGGCAUUGUUAUUUUCUAACUUGUGACAUCAUUGACUUUCAAAUCAUAUUUCUAUUUUGUAAACUUUUCUAUCGAACCGUGAAAUGAUUUAAUUAUAUAUAUUUAUAGUAUUGCACGUUCUUUGGUUCUUGUUUAAUCGUAAGUUUAAUAUAUUUCUUAAUAUCUUACACGUUUUUAUUGUGUGAUAUUGUAAAUCUUGUAAGAUAGAAAAUCGAUUUGCUUUGCUUUCUUAUUGUAGGAUUCCGAUUGAGAUCUGACCCCAAUUUCUCGAAAGUUCUUGAGCUUAAUUCACUUAAGUAUCUUAUUUCAUUUGGCAAAUUUAUUAACUUAAAUAUGAGUUUAUGAAACAAAGAGUAAUUUAUUCUUAUUCAUCUCAAACAUCAUAUCCUUUAAAUGCCUCAAAACUCUUUAAAAUACGGAAUAUUACAAAAAUUAUACCAAAUAAAAAACAGUGUGCUGAGCUUGGUCUUGUUAUAGCUGACAUCAGAUGUGUUUCGAGAAAUUUGGGCCCGGCUAAUUGAAACACAGCGAUUUAAAGAUUUAGAUGGGUAAUUCUGCUUAAAACAAUAAAUAACAUCUUAAACAGAAUUAAAAUGCUUAGUAUGUACAACCAGACUAUGUGAUACUAACGACUUUAUCAUUUGAAUAUUCAUUUCCGGUAUGUGCCUUUUUUAUUUCUUUUCGCAGAAUACAUUGGAAAUUUGUUUCGUCUAUACUUUACUCGUACAAGUAAAUAAAUGUUAUACAUGAGAA